ACAGUCCAGGCCAGCAGGAGGGACUGGCGAGUGGGAGGGGUUUCACUGCAGCAGAGCGGCGGCGGCGGCAGAGGCAGAGGCAGAGGCGGCAGUUCUGGGCUGGGAUGGAGCAGAGGCUAGCCGGGCACUGGAGGGCAGACCACUGAGUGCGCCCGCUGCCCCGAACCACAGCCCGAGCCUGCUGCGCUGUGCGCGGAGCGCCCCGGGGACAAGGAGGAGAUCGCUUGGGACCAGGGAAGGAACCUGCCUCCCGCGGCCAGCCUCUCGCAGGGGGGGCCUCUCUCCACGCAGGAGGAGGAGCUGGAGCUCCGAGAGGAGCCCAGGCCAGAUCCCCAGGGGUACCAUGCUGUGCCACACUCUCUUUACCCUGCUCGUCUUCGCGACAGGUUUAAGAGCACAAAGUCUGCCUGCAUCAGCCACCUUUCCUGCUUCUCUUCCGACAAAAUUCACCACAUUAUCUUCAAUCUCGACCGGUCCUCCACAAAAUACUGCUGAUGUUACCAACUCCUCCAGCAACAGCUCACAGAAUAACUUGUUAUCAACAGUGACUUUGUCAGCUGAGACAACUCCACUUCCUAGAAGCAUAUCAGUAACACCAAGAGACCCAGAGAGCACCAGCAAAGUCUCUGUACAAGAAUCAACAGUUACUGGUGUUGGCCAGGAGAGAAAAGACAAAGCCCAAGACGAGUCGUCCUCGGCUAGAAUAUCGCCAACAAGCAGCCAAGACCAGUUUAAAACCACCCGUGCAGUACUCAUCUCUGCAACACCAGAAGUUAAUAAUGAUACAGAAACACCAAGUACAGUUUCUCCUCCUCCAUCAGAUGGAGAAGCAGUAGCCUCUUCCCCCCAGCCAUCGGUCUCUUCUUCUUCAUCCCCUUCUUCGUUGCCGCCAAAGGUGUCUCCAACCGGUGUGAUCACAGACUCCGUUACAACCGAAAGCACCACCCACCAAAAGAGCAGUGAAGGACCCUCGGGAACUCUCACGGCUACACCACCUGGAGCUGACCUCAUUCCUAAUGAGACACCAACACUUCCCUCUUCAUCGGGGCCUAUGAUAGAAGAGACAUCUUCCCAAAUGACUAUGCCAACCUAUGAGGUGGAAGGGACUGAAAGUAAUACGGCCUCCCCUCGGAUCAUCAUGGAACAAGUUCAGCAUGCGUUAAGUUCAGGAAGCGUCGUAGCCAUUACCGUGACAGUGAUUGCAGUGGUAUUGCUGGUGUUUGGGGUAGCCGCCUAUCUGAAAAUCAGGCAUUCUUCCUACGGAAGGCUGCUGGAUGACCAUGACUAUGGAUCCUGGGGCAACUAUAACAACCCACUUUAUGAUGACUCCUAACAGAGGAACACGGAAUGGGACAGGACAUACAUGUUCUUUAAUUUAAAAGUGCUUAUCCAGUAGCAUUAAUGCUAAUUACCUGAUAUGCAUUCAAUGACAAUCCUGUGGCCUGCUUUGUUGGUUUUAUUGUUAGGUUGGGUUUUUUUUUUAAUUUUUAUUUUUCUUCUCUUCUGGUUUCUGCUUCCUUUCUCUUUAAGGAAAAAAAAGAGCUAUCAUUUUUAGGUGAAUCCAAACUGAAUCUCGACUAAAUGAGACAACAUGGAAGCUCAGACCACCCUGGCUGCUUUGGAGAAGGGAUGUACUUUUGGGGGAGUAAGGAUGACUUUUAUGUGGGAAAUCAUAUUAAAUCUCCAUAAAAGAAAGCCUGAGAAAAUGAUCACUAGAGGGGUUUUCAUCUGCAGAUGCCCAUGUUUCACCGAUUCCUUUUUAAUCUCUGUUUAUCUGGUCCUGGAUCCCAGCUGCAGCUCUGCAGAAAUGGUUGCAGGCUCUUUCUUCUCCUAAUUAAGGAAUGAUCAAAAUAGAAAGCGCAUGAAAGGAGGGAGCCUGCCAAGGGGCAGAAUUAACAAGUGAGUUUCAGAUCCUGACGUGUUCCUUGGUACUCUGCUUCACAAGGUGUCCCAGAUUAAGGAUGCCCAAGGCAUCCAACUUCCAUUGGAAGAGCCCAUGCAUUUGCAAGCUUUUUGAUGGGCCCAACGAGGGUCUUUAAGGUGAACUUAGUUUGAGGCAGGAGACGGAGACAAGUGAGGGUGCCUGCCCACCUGGAGUUGUAGGAAUAUUUGGAUGUUGGGGCAGGGAAGCAGAAAAGGCAGUAUCAGAGAGACCUCUGGGUAUGCUGUGGGCUACGCUUUAUCUGAAGGAUUCCAUAGAACCUUCUCCAUGGGCCCGUGAGGUAGCUGGCCAUGGCCUUACUAUCUUUCAGUAAACCGAGGUCAGCUGCGGAUGCAUUCUGAAGGCAUUUCUUCAGUUUCUCAGCAACACAUCCCUCUUGACAGGGACUUUACAGUGUGAUCAACUAAUUUCUUGGCCCCUAGCUCCUGCAUUUGCUAACUCUCCUCUUAUCCACUGUAUGGACAAGCCAGGGCAUGUAUUUAUUUCCUGCAUAAAGAAACUUGAUUAAAUACCAGCACCCUUUUAAGGAAAUGGAAUCAUUUGUGAAAACUACUCUUUCCUAUUAUUGCUGAAAAAAUGAGAAGAUAAAAUGGAAAAAAAAAGGCCGCUCACUUGGACAAAAUGAGGCCCACAUAAAUAAAUAAUAUUUUUUAACAACAGCUUUAAUCACCAUACUGAUUUUUACAAUAACCAUAUACUGGUGGGAUACAAAUAUACUUUGUACCUGUUUUCAAACAUGUCAUCACCCCCUCUCCUGUGAUGGGCACAAUCUAAGUUACAUAGAAAAUGUGAAACCUGGUCAGGUAUUAUUUGAGUUGAUCAACAAGCAUUUAUUAAAGUAUUUACUUUGUACCUGUUUUCAAACAUGUCAUCACCUCCUCUCCUGUGAGGAGCACAAUCUAAAUUACAUAGAGAAUGUGUAAUCUGAUCAUGUAUUAUUUCAGUCAGUCAACAAGCAUUUAUUAUUUACUUUGUGCCUGGCACUGUGCUAAGCUCUGGAGAUGCAAAAAAAGGCAAAAAAAAAAAAAACCCGGUCCCUGCCCUCAAGGAGCUUAUUGAUAGAUAAUAACAUGUUUCAUGUACAGGAACUCUAUGCUCUUCUCCCUGUCUCUGGCCUCCAACAAAUGAUGUACUAUGCCCCUAAAUGAUAACAACGGGCAGCCGCCCAGUCUACAUCUUUUGUCCCACCACCGGACAGAAGUGGAAUUGCUCAGGUGCCAAAAUAGAGCGUUCAGCCACCAUAACCCUUCACUACAAGGAUUCGGUAGGGAUAAAGAGGACAGGAGCCACUUAUUAGAGGGUAGAGGUUAUUUUUUAAAGACAACAGGAAACAAAGACCCUCUGAUUAACAUAUUUCUUUGUCCUCCAUCUACCUAACAAUUUGAAAAAAUACAAAUCUUUUUCCCCCAUUUUAUCUUCUCAUCUUUCCAGGAAUAAUAGAAAGCAUAGUCUUCACAUUACUUGUCAGCCAUGAAGCUUCUUGCAUGUGCCUAGUAGGGUCUUUAUAGAUAAACGUAGAAUGGGAUAAGUGGCUGUUCUGACCAAAGUCCCUCCUGGUGACGUCUCUACUCCCACCUCUUCCUCUCCUGCCUCCCCUACCCAACCAGACUCACUGUUCUAAAUUUAACAUGUAUAUUCCUUGAAGACAGAACCUGUUUCAUGCUUGUCUUUUGCCUGGCACAUAGUAGGUACUUAAUAAAUUGGUAGUUAGCUGAUUUAUUCAUUGACUCCCAGGGGUCUUGACCAUUUAAGGAGCAAGAAAGGAAUACCAGAACCCCACUCUGGGAAGCAAAAGACCAUGUUACAACAAGGAAAUUCACUUAAGAUGCCCAUGCAGCAUUUUAGCCAAGAGGUGUUAACUCCUCUGGAUGCUGGGUUCUGUCCCUGAAGUUUUAAGUAGCUACCAGAGAGUUAAGACUCUGCCUAAGGAAUCAAUCAACAAACAUUUAUUAAGCAAUUACUAUAAGCUGAGCCCUGAGGACACCUAUAAAAAGUGAAAAGUAUCUGGCCUGAAGGAGUUUCCAUUCUAAUGAGAUAGACAAUAUACACACAGAUAAAUCCAGAGAUGGAAGGCAGCCUUAACAUAUAUAGCUUUAGCAGAUAAUAGAACAAGAAAAAAAACUCCUACAGGAAUUAGUACUUAAAUUACAUCUUAAAGAAAGCCAAGGAUUUAAGUGAAGGAGUUCACCAGCCUCACUUUCUCUUCCAGAGCCAUCUGGGUCCAGCAGAGAGAUAUAAAUCAGAACGACUGGAGAUGACUCCCACUAGAUUUGGCAGUUCAUUGUAUAUGAGGGAGGACACUGAGAUUGAGAACCUAGGUGACCAGAGAGUCUUUUAUGCUGGGUCCCAAUUGUAUUCCAUAUUAGUCAAUCCAUUGGUCAAUGAUCAUUUAUUAAGCACCUGCUAUGUGCUAGACAUUGUGCUAAGCACUGGGAGACAAAGAAAGGUAAAAAUCAAUCCUUGUUUUCAAAAAGCUCACAGACUAAUGGGUGAAAAAACUUGCAACCAAGAUAAAUUGGUGACAAUCAGGAGAGGGAAGGCACUAGCCUUGAGGAGCAUUGGGAAAGACUUCUUGCAGAAGGUGGCAUUUUAGCUGAGACUUGAAGUAACCCCAGGAAGUUGGCUGCUCAGACUGAGACAUCCUGAACCCAAAUGAGGAUGGUCCAUCGAAGGGACUGGAAGCCAGAGACAUAGACCUCAGACUGAAGGUGCACUUCUCAGAAAAAUCCUCAUAAUAAUUCUCCCUGUUGUCAUUAUGGGAAAGACUUGAUUUCAUCAUGAAGAAUUUCAUCACUAUUGGUGUGUUUUAAGUCAUCUCACCAAAGAAAUGAAGCCAGUCCAUCUGUAACAUGCCGAUCAUUGAUAGGACUGGCUUAGGGAGACAGACUUUUGACUUCUCUUCAACAUGAACAUCACCAGUGCCAGUGGGUGACAAAUAGUACCAACCAUGAAGGGAAUCAUUUGCAUGAGAUGUCAUACUGUUUAAUAAAUAGGCAGAUAGGCUGGCCUGCCUAGAUCAUUGAGACAUAGGAGAAAGGGGUGCUAUUUUUGAUGCGUUCUAUGUGAUCCUGCUUAAAUUGCCCAUCCUGUAUGUAUUUUUGCUUAUUCCUCUGUAAAAUGGAGGUGAUGCUCAUCUCCAAUCUUCCCUCCCCACCCGCCUCCCAGAUAAAUUGUGAGAAUAAAUGAAGCCACAACUGCAAUGUGUUUCUACCCUCUGGAGAAAAUGACUGUAGAUACCAAGAAUUACAUAGGCAUGUAAGUGAUUUCAGUUUCUCUUGUUCCUACUUCCAAAUGCAAAAGCAUAGCUGUAUCCUGGUGUCAUUUAAGAGUCAUCACGGUUGUGUCCCACUGUCAUACAGUAGAUUUCUAGGAUACCACUGCUGGGUAUCCCAGGAACCUUGGGUAUCCUGGAACCUUGAAUUACAAUCUCUAGUUUCAAAUGGAAAUGUGGCCUCAUGGAACAUGAUCAACAUGAGUGGUCAGGUAAUAUGGCAGGGUCCAGAGAUACCAGGAUAGUAUAGUAAGGAGGCCUAAGUCCCAAAGACAGCUGAGAUAUAGACUUGAACAUCCCAUCUUCUGCCUAGUCUUUGUUGGGAUUUCUUUGGAUUCCAUGUCACUUGUUUGUCUAUCAUUCUUGCACAGAUGCAUGACUCAAUCCUUUUCCUCUCAGAAGAGAGAGCCGAUCAUAGCUGGACCAGAUGAUAAUUUGUACAAUAAUUCACCUUCUUUGCCUUCAAUCUUCUUUGUCAAAUGAAUGUAUCACUCACACCUUGCUUUUAAAAGUAUUGGUUGUAAUGGAUGAUGGAGAAAACCAAAUGAAUUAAAAAAAACUGGUUUGUUUUUCCUUAGGGGUGGGAAAAACUGUCCUUGAAAGCUGGGAACACAAGCGGGCAAGUUGAUUGGCUAUUUCAUGUCAUUGUAACCACAUUUGUCGUAAGACAUCCCACAUACCAAUUAUUAUCAUACCCAUUAAAGUUGUUUUAAAUGCUUGUC
Molecule: messenger RNA, 5935 nt
Organism: Trichosurus vulpecula (common brushtail)
Lineage: Eukaryota; Metazoa; Chordata; Mammalia; Diprotodontia; Phalangeridae
Gene: PARM1
Product: prostate androgen-regulated mucin-like protein 1
Exons: 4
Coding region: 344-1333 (329 amino acids)
Cellular component (GO): late endosome; plasma membrane; Golgi apparatus
Source: RefSeq, a predicted model, not a curated record